Molecule: messenger RNA, 3082 nt
Organism: Pelagomonas calceolata
Lineage: Eukaryota; Pelagophyceae; Pelagomonadales; Pelagomonadaceae
Source: the annotation of a GenBank genome assembly
CGACGUAGCGUCCAUGAUAGAUACGCGCACCUAGCCCUUGAGCACCUUUUGUUGUGCCUGCCCGCUGUAGUGUUAGCCGGAAUGUGCACAUGCCUUCUCAAACGCACGGACCAACGUAGUUUUAGCCGGAAACUGUGAACAGCCCUAGUCCUUGGCAUAAGCACGGCAGCAGCAGCUUCUUGCUUGCUAGUCAUCACACCAUGACGGACGAGCAAGCGACGGUGAAACGCGCAGCCCGUCUACUGCGUGCACGCGAAUUGGUCGCGCAAGGGCAUUUCAGGGCCUGCGAGACGACCGAGUUGCAGAUCAUCUCAGAGAAUGACACAAGUAAGGGAAAUACUUUGACGCCAGCCUCAGGACCGGAAUUCCCCGGACGCGGACGCGGAAACAAUUGGAAGGCGCGUGGUGGUCGCUCUUCUCGUGGUAGCGAAAACCGGAAUCGCACCUCUUUGCCUCGGAUUCCCCGGCCGCAUACAUCUGAACAACCUGUACGAUCGCGGCAGCAAGUCUCUGUCGGUUCCGUUGCGGCUUCACGCAAAGUUUGGCAACCCAAGUCAGCACGUGCUCUUGACAUGGUUUCGUCAGCAUCCAAGGGACCAAUAUCUGCAGAGGUGGAUGCGCCCGUGAUGGUUUUCUCUGGAGAGGAUGAUGUAGAACGGCCAACUCUACCAAUACACAGGAUAUCUGCAUAUGAUGCCUUGGGGGAACUCGGGAAGGGGCAGUUUGGCAUUGUAUCGCAGGCUGUCCGAUGCAAGAGGGGCGGUGCAAAAGAGGUUGUGGCAAUUAAGAUGCUUAAGUUUGACUUUUUGAAAGAGGGGUUUCCACUAGAGGCUUUGCGAGAGAUCACAUUACUGUCCUCCCUGCGUCACCCAAAUAUUGUACGAAUGCACGCAGUUGCUUGCGGCAGUGGUGAGGCCCCGAGUGAAUGGCACCUGGUCAUGGAGCCAGCUGGCCACGAACUGACAACACUGGUCAAGGGUGCGCGGCAACGGCCCAUGACCGAAGCACAAGUUAAGCAUCUUAUGCUACAGCUCCUGCGAGCGCUUGCCGCCCUUCACAGUGUGUGGGUGAUGCACCGGGACCUCAAGACGCCAAAUGUGCUGGUGGAUGAUAGAGGGUUGUUGCGACUGUGUGAUUUCGGCCUUGCACGGAGAGUUUGCUGCGGCCUCGAACUUGAUCCAUCCUAUACUACCAGCCAGCACGAGAGUGCUACAGUGAGUAAGCACAACUUUUUUUACGUAUCUGGUCAAGACAAAACACAUAAACGCAUGCGCACGGCUAUCAACGAGAGCCUAACCAGUCGUAGCAGAAGGUUCAACGAACCUUAUGCUACACACACUCCAAAUGUCAUUUCUGGCCACUACCGACCCCCAGAAGUUCUCCUUGGAUGCCGAGAUUAUGGGCGAGCUGCCGAUCUCUGGUCGGCUGGGUGUAUUUUUGGUGAACUUCUUUCAAGACAGGUCCUUUUCCCCGGAAAAGAUGAGCCGGACCAGCUAACCAUAAUCUUUGAUCUUCUUGGCGAACCAACUGAAAAGAGAUGGCCUCUUUAUCCGUGCGUAGCCUGUGUCAAAAUUUAGUUUUAACGGCCAGGAUGGACAGUUUGUUGACAGGCAACUUGCGCGACUGCGUGGCUUCCGCUUUGCGCCUUCAUCACCGAUACCAACGGUCAUGGCUAAGGGUGGGACAGACCUUCUUCGACGCAAGUUCCCUGCUUCUGGAUUUGAUGGGACCCAUGCACCCUUAAAUGCAAUGUCUCUGGUGACCCCACUAACCCAAAUCACCACAAGCUUGAGCAAUACGGGUUUCUUUCUGUUAUCUAAAUUGCUGGAGAAAUCCCCCGAACAUCGCAUUGUGGCAGCAGAUGCUAAAGGCGAUCGCUGGUUUGCAUCACGCCCUUCUCCUGAGGCCCUGAGUGUCACAGAUAUCAUGCCCCUUCUUCAGCUUGCUAAGAUUGAGGAUGUUGCCACUCAAAAUGUACCACAAUUCGCACCCACGGGCUUCUCGGGAGCUUCCCUGCCGCAAUCUAACGUGCUAGCACCAACUGAAGGUAAUACCCAAAACCCGUCCUUGGUGAACCAAUCCCAAGGGGACGUCAGUGCUGCUUUGGCAGUAGCUCGAGCUCGGGCUCAUGCUCUCAACCGCCAGCGUCACCUUUGAGUUCUGGGACCUCUGUCUUUGAGCCUCUAUAGCCCGUGGUCUCCUCGAUAGUGAGCUGGCACAUCCAAGUCGAGUGUGUAUACCGUGACUUUCGCAACACUAUGCGUUCCUCAUUUCAAGUUGAUGCUGGACCCGGAAGUUACUAGUAGAUGCAAUAAUACCGGGGUCGUAUGACAAAUGGUGACGGAAGGGACCGGAUGAUGAUAUAGUUGUAGCAUUCACCAUUUUCGAGAUUUUAUUUAGAGGCCGAUUAAGCCCUAUUUGCUGCGCUCAUGGGACAAUGAUAAAAAACGACACAACCGUGACCAAAAAUUACCAAAUAUAUAUAAUUUAAGACUGGAUUUCGAGCUAGCCUUAUCGUUCGCUCCCAGAGAAGCGGCCCAGACCAGUAGAUGCUCUUCAAGUUUAUUAUUAUUAAUAGUAACCUCAGCCUGACUUGGCCAAAAUGGGCACCUCCGACUCGGACUCGGAGUCAACUUGAACUUGAAAGGCCCGGGCCCCGGCGGGCGGCCGGGCCCGGAUGCACUUCCGUGGCAAGCUAGUGUCGCUGUGUGCUUAGGAUGCCCCUGGGGCCAAACGGGCCAAGUUUCCGGAUUAGGGUUCUCCCGAUCGGCCGCGAGUCUGGCUUGCGACGGCCCGGGGAGGCCCGGGGCAGUGACCGUGACCGUGACUCGGACUCGGCCGGGCGCCUGAGCUGAGCUCCAGUCACGGUGAAUAAAAGUGACACAACUUGGUACUUGUCUUCUCAUACAGUAUAAAGUCCCUGAUAUUUCAGAACCCCCGAGGCUCUUGCCCUUCUACUAGUGGGAGGACCGGGUGCGCAUCGGGCAGUAUCCAGGUAUCUUUGACCUGUGCCCUGCUGGUGGCAUCUUGCCUUUUUAUACUUGGCAAUGUUAAAACGUCUUACAGCUGCGCUCUCAAAAAA